AAUGCACUCGCAGAACCUCGUGCACACCUAAAACUUAGAGUGAGCUCGAGCUUAGACGCUAAACUAGCACUAAAGCCUCUUAUAAGACAAUCUACAAUUAACAACAUAUUCGUUCGUUUGGCACUAUGUGUGAGAAAAUGGUACAACCUAUUUCCACAGCUUUUGUGCCUUGCCAACUCUCUGCAUCGAAUUUACCGUUAGACAUGCCUUUUUCAGUGACUGGCGUGUAUAAAAGUCACAAAGUGUGUUUGCGAUCGUAGCUAUUUUGUUUUAGCCUUCUUUUAGAAUCCAAAUCCAAAUGAAAUCUGUACAAGCCUUUUUACUACUCACCCUGCUGGCGGUAGCAGUGACGGGCGACGACGAUCUCGAUACAAAGUGCGGGGAAAAUGAGGUGUGGGACGAUUGCGCAAGUUCUUGUCAGGAUAUAUGUUUUGAGCCACCGGCCGAACAUUGCGAUAAAAAGUGCAAUAUUGGUUGUUUCUGUGAGAAAGGAUACGUUCGCGAAUAUUUGGAUGGCGGUAAAUGCGUUCGCCCUGACACCUAUUUCCGUAUUAAUUGCAUCUGUGGAGAAGAAUACGAUCGUGAAUAUAAAGAUGAUGAAAAAUGCAUUCUACCUGAACACUGUAUAUUUACCUUCAGAUCCGAAAUCGGAAAUCUCCUUGCUUGAUUGUCUUAUUAUAAA
Molecule: messenger RNA, 682 nt
Organism: Anopheles arabiensis
Lineage: Eukaryota; Metazoa; Arthropoda; Insecta; Diptera; Culicidae
Product: cysteine-rich venom protein 6-like
Exons: 3
Coding region: 299-667 (122 amino acids)
Source: RefSeq, a predicted model, not a curated record